AUUCAACACUCAUACCGCGAAGGCGCGCGCGACAGUCGCCUAGCUAUCGCAAUUAUUUUUGUUUAUUUAUUAUUUUUAUUAUUAGUGUUGUGAUUACCGGCGGUAUUCUACUGCAUUUUUUUAACACAAUGUUGUGAUUAUAUGAUCUCAGUUUACUGUGAUAGUGCUGCAAGUUUUGUGCAAAAGUUUUAAAGUUUGAAAGUGUAGUGUUUGAAGUGUUUGUAAACAGGAUGAAACUGAGUAAUGCUGACGCUGCACCACUGUAUAGCCAUGAUGAUGGCCUGGACAUGGAUACUGACGAUGACGUAUACCGAGGAAACGCGCUGGAUGACAUGCCUCCCAUGACUGAGACGCUCCUCGAAGGCGCCAUGGGCACCUGCUCCAACGAAAUCGGCGACAUGACCUUCUGCAUGGGCAAUUACAUCACCGACUUCAUGAAGAUGAUGUUCACAAUGAGGUCGCACCACAUGCUCACAGACGUCGUGCUAGAAGUCGGGAACGAGCUUUUUCAUGUCCACAAAGUUGUGCUAGCAGCCGGCAGUCCAUAUUUUAAGGCAAUGUUCACGAGCGGGCUCAAGGAAAGCGAGAUGUCCAGGGUCCGACUCCAGGGCGUCUGUCCAUCAGCGAUGGCGUGGCUCGUCUACUUCAUGUACACCGGCAAAGUCCGCAUCACGGAGGUGACGGUCUGCCAACUCCUGCCCGCCGCCACUAUGUUCCAGAUAUCUAACGUGAUCGAGGCUUGCUGCGCGUUCCUGGAGCGCCAGCUGGAUCCGUCCAACGCGAUUGGAAUCGCCAACUUUGCUGAGCAGCAUGCAUGCGCCGAACUCAAGCAGAAGGCCAACCAAUUCAUCGAGAGGCAUUUCACGCAAAUUUGUCAAGAAGAAGAAUUUCUGCAACUGACAUUACAAGAACUUAUAGCACUCAUACGGAAAGACGAAUUAAACGUUAGAGAAGAAAGAGAAGUCUACAAUGCAGUUCUAAAUUGGGUAAAGUACGACGAAGACAGAAGGCAUGGACGAAUGGAGCACAUCCUACAAGCGGUGCGAUGCCAGUACCUCACGCCCAGCUUCCUCAAGGAACAGAUGAGCACGUGUCAAGUGUUAAGGAAAGUGCCCGCCUGUAGGGAGUACCUCGCGAAAAUAUUUAAGGAUCUCACACUACACAAGAAGCCCGUCGUGAAGGAGCGGCGGCCGAACACGCCGCGCAUCAUCUACGUGGCGGGCGGCUACUUCCGCCACUCCAUCGGGGUGUUCGAGGCCUUCAACAUCGACGACAACUGCUGGACCGCGCUGCCGCAGCUGACGGUGCCGCGCUCCGGCCUCGGCGCCGCCUUCCUCAAGGGCCUAUUCUACGCGGUGGGCGGUCGCAACACGUCGCCGGGCUCGUCGUACGACAGCGACUGGGUGGACGUGUACAACCCCGCCACCGACCUCUGGCGGCCCUGCAGCCCAAUGUCCACGCCACGACAUAGGGUAGGAGUAGCUGUAAUGGACGGAUUAUUAUACGCAGUUGGAGGCUCAUCAGGUUCAGACUAUCACAAAUCAGUAGAAUACUACGACCCGGAACGCGAUACGUGGACACCAGUAGCGCCAAUGGGUUGCGCGCGACUCGGGGUAGGCGUAGCGGUUGUCAACCGCUUGCUGUACGCAGUCGGCGGCUUCGACGGCGCCGGCCGCGUGCGCUCGGUCGAAUGCUACCACCCCGAGAACAACUGCUGGACCGAGGUCGCGCCUAUGAGUCAAGCCCGCAGCGGUGCCGGCGUAGCAGCGCUAAACCAGUACAUCUACGUGGUGGGCGGCUAUGACGGCUCGCAGCAACUCGCGUCGGUGGAGCGAUACGACACAGAACGUAACGUGUGGGAGCCCGUCGCGGCCGUCAAUAUCGCGCGCUCGGCGCUCUCGCUCACCGUGCUGGACAACAAGCUUUACGCUAUGGGCGGCUACGACGGCACGUCGUUCCUGAACAUCGUGGAGGUGUACGAGCCGUGCGCGGACGCGUGGCGGCCCGGCACGCCGCUGCCCUCCGCGCGCUCCGGUCACGCCUCCGCCGUCUGCUACCAGCACGUGGCACCGCCCGAAGGCGUCGACGCGCAGCCCGCAGUUUUGCGCCGACGCUCGCGCCGCCCCGACCACGCCUCCACCUCGCGCGCCGACGACAUCCCGUCCGCCAACAACAUCAUCCCUACGCUGUCCCACAACAACUUAUAGCACACGCCCUGUAUACAGCGACGGUUAAUCACAGCUGAAACUCAUUCCAGCUACGGUGCAAACAGCGAGACCUCCCGGUGGAAAUUGUUCAGUAUACCUAAGUGUGCUGACGAUUAUGCUAUAUGGAUCAUUAACGCAUAAUUCACCGUUUCCUGGCGUGCAGAAGCUUCAACCUCCUCCCACAUCUUAUAGCACAUGCCCUAUGUAAAGUGACGGUUGAUCACACCUGAAACUCUCAGGUAUGGUGUACAUAACACAGGUGGAAAUCUAACAUGCCUCAGCCGGAGAUACGUGCUGCCGAUUAUGCUAUGGAUCAUUAUAGCACCGUUUUGUGGAGCGCAGAAGAUUCACCGCCUCCCACAACAUCUUAAAGCACACGUCCCGCACUGACGCCUGUCUCAGGAAUAGUGCACACAGCGUAAACUCCCAUCCCAGCUACGGUGCAAACAGGGAGCCUUCCUGGUGGGAAUUGUCCAAUGUACCUCAGUGUGCUGACGAUUUUGCUAUGGAUCAUUAAUAGAAGCUUGAACUCGCAUCACACAAAAUCUUAUAGCAAUGACCCAGAAGCCAAGGUAAGUGGGAGGUGGAAAUUAUCCAAUAUACCUCACCCAUAGGUAUAUGCUGAAGACUAUAUUAUCCAGCAUGAUGCGCAGAAGAUUCAACAUUGCACUAACAACGCUAUCCAGCGUAUUUUAUGACGCUGCAAUAGAUAUUCAAUUAGAAUCUACCUUCUGCUUAUUUAAUAGAACACCCGUAUUCACAAACAAUGCUUGCUUAAGUGAAGCAGCAAAUCAAACGCACAGCGUUGAAUAGAGCUCUAUGAUUGGUUCGUAUGUCCCCCUGUGCGUUCACGUGCACUGUGAGACCUCAUAGUAAUUUUUGUGAAUACGGGCGUAAGACAAGAUGUAUCAAUGAUCGACAUCGCAUCGUAACAACAACACUCAACUUGCCGUCUUGCUUCGCUGCCCGAGCCACCACCUUCCGCAUAGAAAUUAUACUUAGCCCAAUAAUUACUAUGGACACAGACCAGUAAGUCUGCAUUCUUAGAACCCUUUAUAGCCGCUCGUUGAUGAUACGCAGAUGUACGAUGAGUUACAAUCUUUCGGAUGCCCACCCGUGCUUACAUUCACUGAUUUCACUGCGUCCAGUAUACAUUGAAAAACCUGAUGCAUAACUGCCCGUUACUAAAUACACCCACUAUGACCGUCUACGCGUCUGUCCGACGCAGUCAUUAUAAGUUGAACUUGAAACGUCAGUUGGAAAUGUCUUACAAGCUCAAAAAAGCUUCGCAAACGCAAUGAAAUGGUAACCUGAAUAUAUGAAAUAAGACAAUGAAUCGAUGGCAUUUGUUCGUUAAAUAACGACCUCCUAAAUGAAACAAAUAUUUUAAAUAUAUCGAUAUGUUAAUUAAUGAAUUCCAGUAGUGUAAGUUUAUUAUUAGUACUUUGUGAGAAAAGAAAAAGUCCAGAAAGACGAUGGAAGAACUCUGCCAGAUAUUCUGUUCAGAUAGGCAAAAUAAAAAUUUACAAAGCAACUUCCAUCGUCUAUUUAUGUCUUAGAAAUAAAUUAGAAGUCAUGUACUAAACUGUUAUAAGAAUGAACGUGUCAUAUUAUGUGCAGUGCUAUCUCCAAUGAAAGUGUGAGAAUGUUGAAGUUUACAAUAAUUUUAAGCUAUGUAUUCGAAGAUACUGACAUUAAUGUUGAUUAGUUAUGACGUGUAAAUACAAUACAUACAAUUUUAUGUAUACUGCUGUUUUUUAUGUGAAUAAUUCCUGGCCAAACUGAAUUGAUUUUUAACGCAACAUUUUGGUCAUUUUUGUGACGAAGCUAUGCCUAGCUAGCCGAUAUGUCGUCUUGAAUCUUCCCUGUGUGGGAAGACUUCCAGUCGAGACGAUUCUUAUGGCUCUGUUAUAGGCUUGACUGAAAUACUAAAAUACGUGUCUAUCUGACUUAGGCGGUUAUCACACUGCGCCGCGCUCCGCCGCGGAGCGCGGGGCGACAGAUUUAAUCAUUGUAUGCAAGUACCUCAGUUUGUAUAGAAAACACGCGCGGCACUUCACACUGACAACGCGUCCGCGCGCGUUAUUUUUUA
This is a messenger RNA of Ostrinia nubilalis (European corn borer), 4299 nucleotides long. It is a transcript of the gene Keap1, whose product is annotated as kelch-like ECH-associated protein 1B. Gene Ontology annotation, molecular function: protein binding. Lineage: Eukaryota; Metazoa; Arthropoda; Insecta; Lepidoptera; Crambidae. The transcript is spliced from 14 exons. The record is from RefSeq and is a predicted model, not a curated record. The coding region runs from base 231 to 2207 and encodes 658 amino acids.